GCACUGAGGCCAGGGUGACGUCAACGACGAAGAACGCACGCGAGCGCGCACCACUCGCUCUCGUGCCCCACGUGCGUGACCUUCUAGAAGCCAUUUGAACGACCGGGCCACGCCUCGUCUCGGCGCACUCCUUUAGCCUGUGGCAGCAAGCUUUUCCAUCCCAAUCCCUCGCCAAGAUCAGCAUGAGCGCCUUCAAGGAGAAGUGGUCGACCAACCUGGAGUUCAUCUGCUCCUGCAUCGGCUACUCCGUGGGGCUGGGCAACCUGUGGCGGUUCCCGUACGUGGCGUACAAGAACGGAGGCUCUGCCUUCCUGGUGCCCUACAUCAUCAUCAACGUGCUCAUCGGCCGGCCGAUCUACUACGUGGAGCUCCUCCUAGGUCAGUUCAGCGGUCAAGGACCCCUGGGCGCUUUCCGUAUGUCGCCCAUGUUCCAGAAACCCAUGCGUCGCAUAAUAUCGCUUCCCACAAUGCGUAAGAUCUGCAUAGUUUUUUUUUUCUUUUUGCACAAUUUGGCUUUUUUUCCUUCUCGCACGCCGCAGGGCAAUGCAUUCGGCAUGAUGUGGGGCGCUUUCGUGACGACCAUCUACUACCAGAUGAUAAUCACAUACGCCGUGCUCUACCUCUACCACUCAUUCAAGAGCCCGCUGCCGUGGACAGACUGCUACGAAUGGUGGGGCGUUCCCCUGGAAGGAUGCUUCGCACGCCGCAAGAUGAACCGCGUGUGUGCCAACAUCCGCAAGAGCGUCGUCAUCGCGGGCAUCAACGACACACAGGUCGAGUCGCCCGUCGUGGUCACCUACGAGGGCAACAGUGUGCUGCUGUCGCAGAGUGAGUACAACAGCCGCUUCGCCGGCUGCAUAGACGCCAACGCCUCGUCGGUCGACAUGUUCUACAACCGAGUGGUUCUCAACGCGUCGUCUUCCUUCGAGAAGGUCGGCUUCGUGCAACCCAAUCUGGUUAUCUGUUACGCCAUCUGCUGGGUCAUCAUAUUCCUCAUCAUAUUCAAAGGAAUAAAGGUCAGUGAUGUGGUUUACGUGUCAUCCGGCAGGCCUGAAGCGAUGCUCUACCCGCGGCAGGCGUGCGCGGCAGGCCGUCGGACUGCAGCAUAUGCCUUUCACCUAGAAACAAAAAAGCAUGAGAAAGUAUGGCUUGCACGUGACGUCACGGGCACAGCUUGCCACCGCAACGGUUUACCAAUAUGGUGGCUAAGGUGGCGUCAGCGUAAUCCAUCUACAAGCGCUGAAAUAGUGCCUUGCCGUGGUCCUGUUGAGAACCGACGUUUUCAAUACGUGAGGUUCACUGCACGUUUGCCUGUACUAAGGCUUUCUCUCUCUCACCCAUCGUUGCAGGUGGUUGGUAAGGUGGUCCUGGUGACCGCCACGGCCCCGUACGUCAUUCUGACCGUCAUGCUUAUUCGUGGCAUCACGUUGCCCGGAGCCAGCAUCGGCUUGCGGUACCUCCUCGUGCCCCAGUGGGACACGCUGUUGAGCCCGACUGUGUGGCGUGCGGCCACUGAGCAGACCUUCUACUCGCUAAGCAUUGGCACCGGGGGUCUUCUGGUGUACGGCGGCUACCAGCCGUUCCGCAACGACAUGUCGUCCAGCGUCGUCUUCAUCUGCUUCGUGGAUUUUCUGACCAGCGCGUUCGCCUCCCUGGUGGUGUUCUCGGUCCUGGGAAACAUGGCGCACACUCUGGACAUUCCCAUCGCGGACGUGGUCGCCGCGGGGCCAGGCCUCGCUUUCAUCACCUACCCCGAGGCCCUGUCCCUGAUUCCGUUUCCCAACCUGUGGGCGGUGCUGUUCUUCGCCAUGCUCUUCUUUCUGGGCGUCGACUCGCAGAUGGGCAACUGCGAGUUCCUCACCAAUUCCAUCCAGGAGCUAUUCCCCUUCUUCGCGAAGAAGCGCAGCGCGACCGCCUUCAUGUACUGCUCGUUCUGCUUCCUCAUCGGAUUGUCCCUCACCACGCAGGCUGGCCUGUACGUCCUAACGAUCCUGGACAACUACUUGGGCGCCCUGAUCGUUCUCUUCACCUGCCUGGGCGAAGCCAUCAUCGUGGCGUGGAUAUACGGCAUGAACCGCUUCUGCUUCGACGUUACUUUCAUGACGGGUAGCUGUCCUAGCUACUUCGUGGUCAUUGCAUUCAAGUACUGUGCGCCCGUGGUCCUGGGAAGUUUUCUGGUCUACAGUCUGUACGAUUUCCCGCGAAGCAGCGUUGGCGAUUACAUCCUACCUCUGUGGGCCGACUUGUUCGGCUGGGCGUUGGCGGUGGUGGGGCUCGCACCGCUCGUCAUCAUCGCCGUGGUCAAACUGGCGCAGUGUCGAUUCAGCUGGCGCCGAGCAGCUUACCCCGAGACCGACUGGGGUCCUAGUGAAACCAAGUACCGGGUCCACUACCGCGAGCGGCUACUUGAGGUCGGCCUCGCCGAGCUCCAAUACCACAAGAUGUCGGCGACCGCCUCCACUUCACCCAACAUGGAACGACGGCCACCGUCUCGGGAAAUCGGUAGCGAGAAACGCGUCUACCCGCGGCCCAAAGGGCUGAUGUGAAUUCUUUGACCCUCAGCGCAGAAAAGUUGAAGCAGCAUCUUUAGGCUGGGAAUAA
Dermacentor andersoni is the source of this 2601-nucleotide messenger RNA. Lineage: Eukaryota; Metazoa; Arthropoda; Arachnida; Ixodida; Ixodidae. The record is from RefSeq and is a predicted model, not a curated record.